Molecule: messenger RNA, 499 nt
Organism: Saccoglossus kowalevskii
Lineage: Eukaryota; Metazoa; Hemichordata; Enteropneusta; Harrimaniidae
Product: probable serine racemase-like
Source: RefSeq, a predicted model, not a curated record
AUGGCGCACAAUGACGGAGGGUUGAGAUGCUUGUCCAAUAUUCCUCUGAGUGACAUCCGUGAAGCCGAGAGCCGUUUGAGGGGUGUGUCAGUGCGGACACCACUCAUACCGUAUAAUGUUGAGGAUUGCAGCGGACAACAGAUAUAUCUAAAGUUGGAAAACUUACAGACAAUUGGUUCUUUUAAACUGAGGGGUGCAUACUAUGCGAUCAAAUGCCUUGACCCCAGUGUUUUGAAGCAUGGUAUAUGCACAUCAAGUGCUGGUAACUUUGGACAGGGCUUGGCGUGGAGUGCCAAACAAUUGGACAUACCGUGUACUGUAAUUGUGCCAGAAAAUGCUCCCACAAUUAAACUGGAAGCCAUUGCAAGACAUGGUGGAAAUAAUGUCAGCAUUAAACAAAUACCAUACUUGGAGUGGUGGGAUGUUAUGUGUAAACACUAUUAUCCGGGAAUGCAGGGGACAUUUAUUCAUCCUGUCUGUGAUGCUGAUGUCAUUGCAG